Messenger RNA from Camellia sinensis, 2066 nucleotides. RefSeq names its product cytochrome P450 71AU50. The record is from RefSeq and is a predicted model, not a curated record. Gene Ontology annotation, molecular function: oxidoreductase activity, acting on paired donors, with incorporation or reduction of molecular oxygen; iron ion binding; monooxygenase activity. Lineage: Eukaryota; Viridiplantae; Streptophyta; Magnoliopsida; Ericales; Theaceae.
CAAACAGAAGAUCCAACAUAUGUGCGGUCAGCUAUGUGGAAAUUCUCAUCUUUGUGAGUCACCAACAGUUGGCAUUUAAUAUUGCCAUCAUUUGUAAUAGUCGAUCUUAUCGAAGUUCAAGCUUGUUUUCUCUGCUUUGUCACAUUUUGAUUUCAAAAAAAAAGAAAAAAAGAAAAAAAAACGACCACAUCACUCCUCUCAACUAAAACGCUACAAAACCAAACCCUUAUCACUCAAACCACCAUUGAACACAAGCAAUAGUGAUCUCAUAUGGCUUGGACAUGGACAACCCUACUCACAUUCUUUGCACUUGCUUACUAUCUCCUCCAAACCUACCUCAAAAGCAACAAACAAAAAAAAUUGCCACCAGGUCCCAAACCACUCCCAAUUCUGGGUCACCUUCACUUGCUGGGCAAGUCACCCCACCUAGACCUACACCAACUGGCUAAGAAACAUGGCCCAAUCAUGUACAUGAGAUUCGGGUUCGUCCCAAACAUCGUCGUGUCAUCGCCUGAGGCGGCGGAGCAGUUUUUGAAGACUCAUGACCUUGUUUUUGCUAGUAGGCCACCCCAUGAGGCUUCCAAGUACAUAUCUUAUGAGCAAAGGAACAUGUCCUUUGCACCAUAUGGUCCCUUUUGGCGAAAUAUGCGGAAAUUGUGUACCUUAGAGUUGCUUAGUAACCUUAAAAUCGCUUCUUUUCAGUCGAUGAGGAAGGAGGAGCUCAGUCUUUUGGUUAAGUUCAUUGAGCAAGCGGCUCAGAAUCGUGUACCAGUUGAUCUUAGUGCGAAGGUUUCAUCGAUGAAUGCGGAUGUGAGUUGUCGGAUGGUGUUUGGGAAGAAGUACGAGGAUGAGGAGUUUGAUGAGAGGGGUUUCAAAGCGGUGAUUCAAGAGGGAAUGCAGUUGUCGGCGAAGCCUAACAUCGGGGAUUACUUCCCGUAUGUGGGGGCACUUGACCUACAGGGACUAAAUCGGAAAAUGAAGGCUCUUAGCAAGGUCUUUGAUGAAUUCUUUGAAAAGAUCAUUGAUGAACAUGUCCUCAAAAAACAAUCCAGCUCCAAGGACAGAGGACAACAAACCAAGGAUUUUGUUGAUAUCAUGUUGGCAUACAUGGACUCUCAACAAGCUGAGUUCCAGAUCGACCGUAACCAUGUCAAAGCUGUUAUGCUGGACAUGCUUGCAGCUUCAAUGGACACUUCAUCAACAGCAAUUGAGUGGGUACUCUCUGAACUCCUAAAGCAUCCCCAGGUCAUGAAAAAAGUCCAAAAUGAACUUGAAAAAGUUGUGGGCUUGGACAGAAUGGUUGAGGAAUCAGACUUGGAUCACCUUGACUACCUAAACAUGGUUGUGAAGGAGGCCUUCCGGCUCCACCCGGUGGCGCCGCUACUCCUCCCCCACGAAUCCACCGAGGACUGCACCGUCAACGGCUACCACAUACCCCGAAAGGCACGUGUCACCAUCAAUGUGUGGGCAAUUGGGAGAGACCCAAAUGCGUGGACCGAACCCGAGAAAUUUCUACCGGAGAGGUUUGAAGGGAGUAGUAUUGAUCUCCGGGGAAGGGAUUUCCAGCUUCUGCCAUUUGGGGCGGGGCGGAGAGGUUGCCCUGGGCUGCAGAUGGGGCUGGUGGUGGUUCGGUUGGUAGUGGCGCAGUUGGUGCAUUGCUUUGAUUGGGAGCUUCCAGACAAUAUGUCGCCGGAGGACUUGGACAUGACUGAGGUGUUCGGCCUCGUUACCGCCCGGGCUAAGCAUCUCUUGGCUAUUCCAACUUAUCGGCUUCAGAAAUGAUCAAGUGCGUGUAGAUGUUGGAUAUUACGAUCCAAUUAAUGAGUAGUUUUUAAUGCGACGAAUAAAGACCACCUGGUGAGUUAAAUGAAAGAUGAGAUCAGUCUCAAUCUAUUCAUUAGAGAUUUCGUACUAGUGUGAUCUGAUAUCAUGUUAUAUUUAAUAAACACACAGACACUCACGAUAUAUUUGGGUGAGGAAUUUAAAAAUAAAUUUGAAAAGAAAAAGAAAAAUGUGUAUGAAAUUUAAAGAAAUAUAGAUAUAUUUUAUUUUUUUCUUUUUCUUUU